Molecule: messenger RNA, 663 nt
Organism: Penicillium vulpinum
Lineage: Eukaryota; Fungi; Ascomycota; Eurotiomycetes; Eurotiales; Aspergillaceae
Exons: 4
Coding region: 1-663 (220 amino acids)
Source: RefSeq, a predicted model, not a curated record
AUGUGUCAGUCCCUAACUCGCCUUUCGCUUGGCUUUACUAGCAUAAGUUCAUCUUUGGUACUCCGUCGAACGUUCACAUAUGCGUCAAGGCACAGGGCUUUCCCUACGACUUUGUAUCUACCUCAGCUUCAGCUUCAACGUAAAUCAAAACUUUAUGACCUGGCUUUGAGGCAGACUGAAUGGGCUUAUUCGGACGGAGUUGAAAUCUCUGCGGACGGCCUGGUCCACCCAAAUAUCAAUCAUCACCGUAUUGUCCAUACGCUUAUUUUGAUCGUUCCAGUCUCAAAUGGAGUGGGAUUGAUGCCGAAUACCCAUCUAAUGCACGAGAUUACGGAUAAUUCGAUAACUUACUACGUCGACUGCUUGAGUAGUGGUCAAGCUCCGGCGGCUGAACCCCAUUUCCUUUGUAUCCCCAAAGGCACCGUCAUCCCCGAAUGUUUGACGCUAUUCCACGAAAAGAUGUGGCGGUUUUCCCUUCAGCCCACGCAUCCCAUGUCGUUAGAGGACCUAAACAAAGCCCUCGCCCAGUUUUAUUACAGAUUUGGUCGCAUCUAUCCAUUAAAAGUGGAACCAGGAAAAUGGAUGACUAUGAGCCCCUGGGGGCUGGCAAUAUGGGAUGCGACAUGUGAUGACGAAGAUGAGGAGAAAUGGAUGAAGCAAUAG